Molecule: messenger RNA, 846 nt
Organism: Marasmius oreades (fairy-ring Marasmius)
Lineage: Eukaryota; Fungi; Basidiomycota; Agaricomycetes; Agaricales; Marasmiaceae
Exons: 3
Coding region: 31-846 (271 amino acids)
Source: RefSeq, a predicted model, not a curated record
CGAUUCUCUCCUCCUUCCACAUUCCUCAUAAUGUUUAAACGCGUGGAGAGAAAGAGAAAGAAAAGGGAAGAAGAAGCAGCUUUAGGGUUGGAUGAGGAGACGAAGGAGGUCUUGGGAAUGCACGAUACCGACUCUGACGAAUCUCAAUCAGAGAUAGAUUCGGAAAAUGAAGAACUUGCAAAUGAUGGCGAAAGCGACGAUGAAGGCGGCUCGGCACUCGACAAUACAUAUGAAGACGAUGAUAUAACUGAAAAACUCUAUCCUCCAAUACCUCUUCGCGAAGCGCUAUUGGAUCCUCUGUACACAAUUUCCCAAGAACCUUUCUUGACGGGAUGUUUAGUGUGCCCCGGAAAGAUACUGAAAAGCGACGACAUGCUUCAGCAACAUCGGACUUCUAAAGCUCAUGAACGCCGCUUCAAGCGGUUCAAAUCUUUGUCCGAAGAUGCAGAUCACGAUCUGAACGCAUGGGACAUUGUCGAUAAACUCAACGACGGAAAUCCCCCACCGCAAGACCGCAAUCAGCAUAGUCCAGAACUUUCGAAAAAAAAGGCCCGGAAUCGCGAAUUCUUCAAGAAUCGACGCGCUAAGCGGAAGGCAGCCGCUGUAGCAAAGAAGGACGCAGCGAAGCUGAAGGCCCCGACACAUGAGAUUUCGGCAAAUAGUUCUGAAAAAUCGGCUAAAAAACAAAAGAUGGACGGCGGGACAAAAACUGAAACGACGACUAGGAGCUCAGAUGUUACAGCACCCGCUAAAGGACAAGUGAGGGCACCUAAGCGUUCGUUAGAUGGCAAAUCCCGUCGUCCCAAACGGCUUUUACAGAAGAAAAGGUCAACUCCAAUCUCUUGA